UGCACUGGUCAACAGCACUUGGCCAACACGUCUGGGGCAAAUGCACUGGACAGGAUGACGUUCAGGAUAUGCGCAUUGCAGUUCAGCCUGGUGUACCCACACAGAGCAGCAACUAUGUUGGCUCCAUGAUCAGUCAAAAACACAACACAGCCAACAAGCAGUGACGUGUCUAUUCCAAAAGCACAGAAUUUCUGGAACAGCAAGUUUCUGAUGUUCUCUCCUGUUUUGACAUGCCGUUUUUGAAUGGAACCGCAAACUAUACUCUCGAAACAAGAACAAAAUCAUCGUUUGUGUAAUGAAUGGUGCUGGAUAUGAAUGAAGUUUUAUGGUAAUCCUCAGUUCAUACAUAUCCGUUGUAAUGGCACACUCAUGUGUCUCAAGGAUGGGCUUUAUCUCCAUUGCCAUAGAUGAUUGCAGGGCUUGUGCUUUUCCCUCAAUAUGUUGAAACACAGUAGUUGGAUGUGGCAGAACAUCUCUCACAUCAAUGUACCAUAUCAAGCGGCUACGUUAACAAAGUGCUGAACUAUGUCAACAAAGCCUUUCCCAGCAACUAAGUCAUAUGGUCUAAUGUCUUUACAGUAAAGUGCGACACCUUUUUUUGUAGUUUCUUGCUUAACAUGAGCAGGAAGUGCUUUGUGGGGGAACGAAAGCUGCUUUGACCACAGAGAACUGUGCAGGUAUAUCGCCUCAGGGUAGACGUGCCAGAUUUGUGUCCGUUGUAAACAAGUUUAACUCUUUCCCAUUUUUUUCAGUGACAAUUGAGAAUUGUUUCCAGAUGUCUGCCUUGCCUUGCUUUGCUUUUGUCAAGUAAACAGCUGCUUUAAUUUUCUUCUAAUCACAUUAACCAGAGUGUGCCCAAAACAAUGGUGUAGCGCGGACAGAGCUUUUGUCCAGUACUCAUGCAGUUUCACACGCUUGUUCAAGAUGCUUUUUGUAUAAUUAAUAUAUAUCAGUGCUGUUUGUCUCUGUUUAUCUGUCUUUUAAGAGUUUGUCUCUUUUUACCUGUAAUAUCAGAUAUGUCAUGUGUGGGUGUUUUGACAACAGACAGUGAUUCUCCACAUAGUUUCACUCGUAUGUCACGAGUCCUUUUGAGAGAAAGAUCUGUUAUAACAUGUUUAAGUUCUGGUGAAAACUCCUUCACAGUCUUUUAUGAAAACGCAGAAUUGAAAGAAGUUUCAGAAUAACUUCUGCUGAAGACAGUUGAAGUUCAGUGGAGGAACAAGAAACAUCUACAUCAUCAUUAUUCAUGCUGUGAAUCUGCGAAGGGUGAUGGCAUCUGUUGAAGAACUUCUUGUGGAAUCACUGAAUGAACUGAAAAAAGCUGAAAUGAAGAAGUUUCAGUGGCACUUAAAAAAUGACCAUAAGCAUAUAUCAAAUUCUGACGUGGAGAAUGCAGAUAUCUUAGACACAGUGGAUAAGAUGGUAGCAUGUUUUGGACCAGAAGAAGCUGUGAAGAUAACGGUAGACAUCCUGAGGAAGAUGAACCAAAAUAAUCUGGCUGAGCAGCUGGAGAACAAUCACAAGCAAGGUCAGGCUGAAGGCAAUAUGAAGACAUCUGCCACUGUUGGAGCUCAUUCAAAAGAGAUAUGGGGCUCAACUGCAGAUGACACUCAAGCUACUCUUCAUGAUUACACAAAGACCAGCCUCAAUCUGAAGAAAAAAUUAAAACAGGACUACGAGCAGAUGUUGGUUGGUAAUUCACAGACGGGUCAUCGGGAAUACCUGAACGAUAUCUACACUGAUUUAUAUGUGGUGGAGAAUGAGACUGGAGGAAGAGUGAAUGACCAUGAGGUGAUACAGAUCGAAUCAAAUCACAACCGAUUGACUGCCGAGGAGAAGCCAAUUGAGUGUAAUGACAUGUUUAAAGUCCAGUGCAACACAGGUCGAAGAAACAGAAAAGUGCUGACAAUGGGGAUCGCAGGAGUGGGAAAAACUGUCUCUGUCAAUAAAUUCAUCUUCGACUGGGCUGAGGGAAGAGAAAAUCAGGAUAUAGAGUUCAUAUUUCCACUUCCAUUCCGUAGAUUGAAUUUGAUUAAAGAAGAGUACAGUCUCAUGGGACUGCUUAACAAAUACUUCUUUAGUAGUCCUGAAGAAUUGCCCUCUCUUCCUGAAGGUGACGGUAAGGUCAUGUUCAUCUUUGAUGGGCUGGAUGAAUGUCGCUUUCCUUUGAGCUUUAAAGAAGAUGACAGAUUUACAAAUGUAAAUGAAAAAACAACAGUGAGCAAGAUAAUAAUAAACCUUAUCAAGACACAUCUGGUUCCCUCUGCUCUCAUCUGGAUCACAUCCAGACCAGCAGCAGCCAGUCUGAUACCCCGUGACUACAUUGACCAAGUGACCGAAGUGCGUGGAUUUAACGAUGAGCAGAAAGAGCAAUACUUCAAAAAUAACAGCACUACUGAGGUUUCUGAAAAAAUCAUCAGUCAUAUAAAGAAAUCUAGGAGUCUGUACAUCAUGUGCCAUAUCCCUGUCUUCUGCUGGAUCUCUCUUACUGUUCUUCAGCCUCUACUGGCUCGAGAGAGCAAUGACAAAACUCCCACAACUCUCACAGGGAUGUACACAAGCUUCUUAAUUUCUCAGCAGCAACAGAUGGAAAAAAAAUACUGUGAUGACCCUGAACUUAAAGUCAAUGCAAGGUCUUUUGAUCAGAUUAUUCUGAAGCUUGGUAAACUGGCCUUUCAACAGCUGGAGAAAGGAAACCUGAUUUUCUACAAAGAAGAUCUUGAGAAAUGUGGACUAGAUGUCAGUGAAGGGUCUGUGUACUCUGGGUUAUGUACUCGAAUGUUUCAGGAAGAAAAGGCAAGAAACGUUUACAGCUUCAUACAUCUCAGUGUACAGGAAUUCCUUGCUGCUCUUUAUGUGUUUUUGAUUGGCAAAGAUGAGAAAGCUGACCUAUUUCUUCUAUCUUGGAGAGAAAAACUCACGUGGAAACUGUCCAAAAAGCCACUGUUUCAGCUUCAUAAGGCUGCAGUCAAGAAGGCUUUACGAAGUGAGAACGGACACCUGGACCUUUUCCUCCGGUUCCUUCUGGGUCUCUCACUGGAGUCCAAUCAGAGUGACCUGAAAGGACUACUGCCAGGACUGGAACUCAAAACAGAGAAUGUUAAAAACACUGUUGACUAUAUCAAACAGACAAUAGAGAUGGAGAAAUCAGUAGAGAGGACCAUCAACCUCUUCUACUGUCUGAGUGAACUGAAAAAUAACUUCGUAGAGGAAAUUCAGAAGGAUCUCAGCACAGGAAAUCUUUCAGCACAGAAUCUCUCCUCUGCUCAUUGGUCUGGUCUGGUGUUUGUGCUCCUCAUGUCAGAAGAGACUCAAGAAAUGUUUGAACUGCAGAAAUACAGAAGAUCUGAUGAAGCACUGAUGAGACUGCUGCCAGUGAUCAAAAACACCAAAAGAGCACUGCUACAGUGCUGUAAUCUCACUGCUCAGUCUUGUGAACAUUUGUCUUCAGUUUUACAAUCCUCAAACUCUGUCCUGAGAGAGCUGGACCUGAGUAACAAUGACCUGCAGGAUUCUGGAGUGAAGCUUAUUUCUGAUGGACUGAAGAGUUCAAACUGUCAGCUGGAGAUAUUGAGAUUAUCUGGCUGUAUGUUGACAGAGGAAGGCUGUGGUUAUGUGUCUUCAGCACUGAGUUCAAACCCCUCACACCUGAAAGAGCUGGAUCUGAGCUACAAUCACCCAAAGGAUUCAGGAGUCCAGCUGCUCAACAGCAAACUGAAGGAUCCAAACUACAGACUGGAUAAACUAAAUGUGGAUCAUGGAAGAGAGAUCUGGAUUACAGCAGGACUACACAAACAUUCCCAUCAGUUCACUCUGGAUCUGAACACAGCACAUAAACUCCUCUGUCUGUCUGAGAGGAACAGAGUGAUUACUGUCACUGACACAGAGCAGCCGUAUCCUGAUCAUCCAGACAGAUUUGAUCAUUGGUGGCAGGUGUUGUGUAGUGAGAGUGUGUGUGGACGCUGUUACUGGGAGAUUGAGUGGAGUGAUGGUGUGUCUAUCUCAGUGUCAUAUAAGAGCAUCAGGAGGAGGGGAUCGGGUAAAGAGUGUUUGUUUGGACGUAAUAAUCAGUCCUGGAGUUUGAACUGCACUUCUUCCAGAUACUCAUUCAUGCACAAAAACAUAGAGACUGUUCUCCCUGUAGAGUCCAUCAGCAGGAGAGUAGGAGUGUAUGUGGAUCACAGUGCAGGAACUCUGUCCUUCUACAGCGUCUCUGGAGACACAAUGAUCCUUAUCCUUACAUUCAAGACCACAUUCACUCAACCGCUCUAUCCUGGGUUUGGGGUUUAUACUGGAUCAUCAGUGAAACUGUGUUAAUAAAUCAGAACAGACUGUGGAGAGAUUCUACCCAUAAUGCUUUGAGCUCAUGAUAAAUCAGUAACAGUCACACACUGGCUUGACUAGAUGAUCCAAGAUAAGAGGACGAACACUUACAUUUAAUAAACACCAGCAGGAAACAUUAACACAAGACAAUAAACAUGACUGAGGGUUUAAAUACACUAGAUAACAAGAGACUGAUGGUGAUGAGUUUUCAUGGUUACAAAUGAGGGUUGCUAUGGGAAUUAAUGAGAGCAAUAGAGACACAGGAACCAGGAACUGUACCCAGGUGAAAAAAAGUAUACUUGAGUGCAUUAAAAAAAAUACUUAAAUACAAGCAAGUACAUUUGUAGUACAUUCUUUAUUUUGGUGCUAAAUAAAAGUGUCAAAGUUAUACACUAUAAAUACACUAAUUCAAAGUAUAUUUAUACUUCAGUAGUACUUCACUGCACUUGGAAAAGUAUACUAAAUACCACUACUACUUAAAUUGAUUUUUAGUGCAAUGAAAUAAAGUAUUCUACCACAAAAAUAUACAGAGGAGUUUUAUUAGUGUAUUUGUUAAAAGUUUGCUUUAAAUGCUUUAAAAAUGUUACAUAGUAAUGUUUUACAUAGUAAUCCUAAGUUUAAAUGAAAUUCAUUUUAUUACAAAUAUAUUAUUAAUGUACUAGUUAUUAGUACAUUUUCCCAACUGUGCUACUUAAGUACACUUAAUAUAAAUGCAUAUAAUUAGCACAAACUCUUAAAUAGUUUUUUAGUGCAUUUCUUAAAAGUGUGCUUUCAAUGCUUUAAAAUUAGUUCAAUCUUAGUAGACUUUUAUAUAAUAAUCCUAAAUUUAAAUGACAUAGAUUUUCAUACAAAUAUAUUACUAAUGUACUAGUUAUAAGUACAUUUUCCCAACUGUGGUACUUAACUAUACUUAUACUUACUUAAUAUAAAUGCACUAAUUAGCACUAACACUUCAAAUGAUUUUUAGUGUAUUCAGAAAAAGUAAACCAAAUAUAGUGUUUUAUAAGUGCAUUUCUUAAAAGUGUGCUAUGAAUGCUUUACAUAAAAUUGUACUGGGUUUUUGUGUAUACUAUCACUAAGUUCUAUUUUAAUGGAUUUUCAUGAAAAAUACAGUAAAAAUUAAUUACAAGUAAAUUUGCAGGUGAAAAAGGCCUAGUAUUAAAUGUAUUAAAAAUAUACUUGAAAUGCAAGUUGUUAAUAAAACAUUUGUAUUCCCAACAUGCUUAUUAGAAGUGCAUUAAAAAUAUUUUGAAUUGCAUUUCAAUAUAUUUCUAAAAAGUAAAUUAGAAGUACUUUGGUAGUAAAUAUAUGCUUAGUUAAACUUUUAAGAAAUAUGCUAAACACAAGCAUAGUUUUAAUAUAUUUCAAAAAAAGUAUUCUAUAAGUAUGUUGGUAAUAAAUAUAUGCUUAGUUACACUUUAACACAUAUUCUGAAAACAAGCACACUUUUAAUAUAUUUCCAAACAGUAUACUAGAAGUGUUCUGGUAAUAAAUAUAUACUUAGUUAAAUUUUUAAAGAAUAUGCUAAAUACAAGCAUACUUUUAAUAAAUUUCUAAACACUUUACUAGAAGUACAUUGGUAAUAAAUAUAUGCUUUGAUACACUUUUAAAAAAUAUGCUAAACACAAGAAUAAUUUUAGUGAAGUUAGUGUAUUUACAGAAAACAUAUAGUUAUGUUACUCUUACUUAAAGUAUUUUUUAUAUGUACUUUAAGAAAAUAGCAAAAGGAUUGAGCUUUAAGUGGGUUAAAAUGUACUUAAUAACCAUGUGUAGGUCUACUGCAAUAUAGCCUAUUUUAAAUAUUUAUAUAUUUAGAAUUUUAAUAUUUUCAAAAUAAAGAUAUUUUGAAAAACAUUUUAAGAUUUACAAUGUACCAACUUAAUGUAUUAUAAACAUUUGUCAACUAUUAUUAAGCAUUGCCAUAAGCAUAUUUAAAAUUAAUAUGUUGUUCAGUUUUACUUAUUUGUACUUAAGGCUGUUGUCCAUUACAUAUGUUAAUUGUAAUAGAGUACUACUGGAAUUCCCACAAGGAUUUCAACAUCAUAUUAUUUGAAAUGCAUCAUAAAUCAAUUUUCUAAAGAUGUUUAAAAAAUCCCUAUAUAUUUACUUGUGUUUAAAUUUAAUCAACAAGUGUAACACACGUGACGAAACCUGAUUGGUUCCAAGGUCAUGGAACAGCUCUGAUUGGUUCUUAUGAUAAUGAGCUGCAGCCUCUCACCUGAGAGAAGCUGUUUACCAGAUAUGCUGUGCAUACGUAGCCUAUGUGCCUUUAAUGUUAAUAAAAGACUAAAUUUAAACUGUUAAAUUAUAUAGACUAGAGUGAUCGUGUCACUUUAGAGCACUUGGAAGAGACCACGCGAUUCAUCAUUACUUUUUUUUGCGAUGACUUUUUGAAACGUGAACAGUUUUGGUGAAUCGUCUUUCAUCGGAGGGAUAUGAUACAUUAAAAUAUCUCAGUUUUUCUUUCGUGUGGCUUUUGGAACCCCGUUAUUUUGUGACUCCAGUUAAGAUUUGUAUGUAAUUAACUUUACUUUUCUGUGCCAGUCGUAUUUUUGAUACAAAGUGUAACAGCACGUCUUUUUCAAUGCAGCUAUAUUCAAUUUGACCAAUCAGACGCGAUCAGAUUAAGAUGCUGCACGCAGAAGUUACUGGUAAGUUUUUAGUUGCUGUUUGCAUAAAGAAAAUAUAUGCUGUUUGCAUAAAUAAAAAAAAAAUUAAAAAAACUGAAAUCUUAGUGUAGAGACAAGCAAAGAAGAGUGUGUUUUAAUGACGUAUCACCUCUGUUAUAGAGAUUUUUUUUUAAUCAGGCCUAAUAGAGAGUGAUUCUUUCAAUCUUGAAACUGAAUACAACAAGUUGAGAAAACUCAAAAAUCUGCUGAAGUUUGUUGCCUUAAACUUAAGUUUUCUCAACUUUUGAUUUUUUUUUUUUUUGUUGUUGAUUUUUUCCAGUGCAGGUGUCUAAUUUGUGCUUCCUUUGAGUCAUUCAUGUAAAAGUUUAUUUUUUAAUUGUUUCUGUUUUUGGUAAACCAAAAUUAUCAAUAUACAAGAUACCCUGUAAUA
Molecule: messenger RNA, 7383 nt
Organism: Ctenopharyngodon idella (grass carp)
Lineage: Eukaryota; Metazoa; Chordata; Actinopteri; Cypriniformes; Xenocyprididae
Product: NACHT, LRR and PYD domains-containing protein 12-like
Exons: 8
Coding region: 1270-4317 (1015 amino acids)
Molecular function (GO): protein binding
Source: RefSeq, a predicted model, not a curated record